CCAUCUGGAAGAAACCUCAGCCCCUCCUCUCCUAAUUAGCUUAAUUUUCUUCCAGCUCAUCAAAUUUCUCUCCGCUUUCUGUGACAAAAAUACACUUUGGCUGUGACGCCGCUUCCUCACUGGAUAAUGUUUAUAUAAACAAUAUUUUAAAUUUCAAAUUUGGAAGGCUUAAUCUUAACCUGCCAUUCUGAUUCCGUUUGGGGUUCCUGCCGAUUCUCUCUGCUAACGUCAAUGCAGACCGAAGGUUUUUCUGCCUGACAACUCAGAUAUGGCGGAGGACCCCAGCAACCCUUCACCGGCGAUCGCCGAAAUAACGCCGGAUAUUAAUUUAUUUGACAAAUACGAGUUGGGGAAGCUGCUGGGUUGUGGAGCCUUCGCCAAGGUUUACCAUGCAAGAAACGUCGUUACCGGCCAGAGCGUGGCUAUUAAGGCCGUCAGCAAGCAGAAGGUCAUGAAGGGAGGCUUUAUUGGGCAAAUUAAGAGGGAGAUUUCUAUCAUGCGCCGAUUGCACCACCCUCGCGUCGUCAAGCUGUUGGAGGUUUUGGCCACCAAAACUAAGAUUUAUUUCGUCAUGGAGUUCGCUAAAGGUGGUGAGCUUUUUGCCAAGGUUGCAAAGGGGCGUUUCAGCGAAGAUCUCAGCCGUAAGUAUUUUCAGCAGCUUAUCACAGCCGUGGGAUAUUGUCAUGCCAGAGGCGUGUUUCACCGCGAUUUGAAACCCGAGAAUCUCCUUCUCGACGAGAAUUGGGACCUCAAGGUUUCUGAUUUCGGUCUCAGCGCCGUCAACGAUCAGAUCCAAUCGGACGGUCUGCUCCAUACCCUCUGCGGGACUCCAGCUUACGUUGCACCUGAGAUUCUCGGCAAGAAAGGCUACGAUGGUGCUAAGGCGGAUGUUUGGUCAUGCGGCGUCAUCUUGUACGUUCUCAUUGCUGGUUAUUUACCGUUCAAUGACACUAAUCUCAUGGUUAUGUAUCGGAAGAUCUACAGAGGCCAGUUCAGAUUCCCGAAAUGGACGUCUCCGGAUCUACGGCGUUUCCUUUCUCGGCUUCUCGAUGCAAAUCCCGAGACUAGGAUAACCGUCGAUGAGAUUCUCCGGGAUCCAUGGUUCAAACAGGAUUUCAAAGGGAUAGAAUUCCAUUUAGAGGAUUCUGAUUUGAAGAGACAAGAAAACCACAAGAGCUUGAACGCUUUUGACAUCAUCUCCUUCUCAUCAGGUUUUGAUUUAUCCGGCUUGUUCAAUGACUGCGAUAUUUCGGCCUGCAAUGAACGGUUUGUAUCCUCCGAGUCACCGGCGAAGAUAAUAGACAGAAUAGAAGAGAUAGCCGAGGCAGAGAACGUGAAAGUGACAAAAAACAGAGAUUGUGGAGCUAAACUGGAAGGAAUUGACGGGACGUUUGUCAUGGCCAUCGAAAUUUACCAAUUAACUGAGCAAUUGGUUGUGGUAGAGGUGAAGGGAAAGGAAAUGAAUGCGAAACCAGGCCAAGAAAUCUGGAAAGACAAAUUAAGGCCUAAGCUCGGAAGCUUGGUUUACGAGGCGGCACCUACUGCCUCCGGUGAAUGAUUAUCGGAACGCUUGAGGGCAAAUUAAAAUUAUAAACCGGGUUCAUGUAUAUAUUUAUUUUUUCCCGGGGAUUAAAUCAGAGCUUUUUAAUGAAGCUUUGUAUUGUAUGUAUGAUUUUUCAAGCAUAUUUGUGAAGGAUGGUACAAAAUUAGCUGAAGGAAACUGCUCUCUGGUUUAUGCAAAAUCUGCAGGGGUACAGUUUUGGUAGGCUUUUUGUUUUUUUUCCCCUUUGAUUCCUGCAUGCAAAUUAGCAGAUUGGAAGCGAGGCUGGUGUUCUUGGCUGGUUGGGCUGCUGCAUUGCUGCUGAAUUGCAGUCGUGGGUGGUGUUAGUUUGGGUGGCCAGGGGGCUUUUGUUGUUUUUAAUCUGUGUUUGUGUAUAGGUUUACCGUGCUUUUCAGUUUUAGCAGUCUGGAUUCUAUUGCAAAGCUCUCCUCUAUAUUUCAAUAAAAAUUUAAUUAAUAUUAUGAUAGU
This is a messenger RNA of Manihot esculenta (cassava), 2029 nucleotides long. Its product is annotated as CBL-interacting serine/threonine-protein kinase 14. The record is from RefSeq and is a predicted model, not a curated record. The coding region runs from base 269 to 1558 and encodes 429 amino acids. Gene Ontology annotation, biological process: protein phosphorylation; signal transduction. The transcript is spliced from 2 exons. Lineage: Eukaryota; Viridiplantae; Streptophyta; Magnoliopsida; Malpighiales; Euphorbiaceae. Gene Ontology annotation, molecular function: ATP binding; protein kinase activity.